Molecule: messenger RNA, 2388 nt
Organism: Rotaria sordida
Lineage: Eukaryota; Metazoa; Rotifera; Eurotatoria; Philodinida; Philodinidae
Source: the annotation of a GenBank genome assembly
AUGAUCAUCAUUCCUCCACUACAUUAUUGCAUUGUCGAAUCGCCAGUGAUACGCAAUGAGGAGGGUGAAGUAGAAUUCGACCAGAAUGGUCAAGCGAAAUUGGCCCAUGCCGAUAUCGAUAUUCGUCUGACACGACCUGAUCAAAUCCCGUUUCCUCUCUAUCCAGGAGAAAUUCUUCGCCAACCUGUCACUGCACUUACAGUCGUUCCAGCUAAUUCAGCACUGCGAUUAAAAGCUGUACUCGAUUUUGAAGAUUCACAUAAGGAACAACGACGAGCUGGUGAUGAGGACAUUGACUGUAUUGGUCCUAAUCAAGCUAUUCGACUUUGCGCCGAAAAAGAACUUAUUGAUCGAUCAGGUCAACAUCGUGUCACUGGCGAAGAGUGGUUAGUCAAAAAGACCGGUGCUUAUUUGCCACUAGCCUAUGAAACGAUUGUAUUAGUUCAAGAUGCCUAUGCUUUAACUGAGAAGAAAGCUCUUCAUCUUCGAGCCCUUAAAACUUUCAUUGACGAUUUUGGUAAAAAACGUUUGAGUGGAGAAGAAUGGCUUGCAACGCAUAUUGAUACGGAAACACACAUCCUCAGUAUAUAUGAAGAACUUGUUGCCGUUGUCGAUGCAAUCACACUCAAUUCACGACAGUAUUGUGUUAUUCUCGAUCCCGUUAUCGAUAGUAAACCACAACUUGGAAGAAAGAAAAUGAUCUUUGGUGAAAUAUCAUUCUUUCUCCAACCGGGCGAAAAACUCUUGACAGGCAUUCAAAAUAUUUUUAUUUUGGAUGAAGACGAAGGUGUUAUUGUCAAAUGUAAUGAAACAUUCGAAGAUGAACAAGCAAAGAAAAUACGUACUCCGGGUGAUCUAUGGAUGAUUCGAGGACCAACUGAAUAUAUUCCACCUACUCAAGUAGAAGUUGUCACUCGACGAAAGGCAAUUCCAUUAGAUGAAAAUGAAGGCAUCUAUAUUCGUAAUAUCAAAAGUGGUCGUGUUCGAGCAGUCAUCGGUGAAACUUACAUGUUAACACAAGAUGAAGAACUUUGGAAUAAAGAAUUAUCCGAACAAAUCGAAUAUUUGCUUACGCGUGAUCCAUUAACCGAACGCUAUUCUCUUAUGCGUGAAUCGGCUUCAGCCAAAAAUGCAUCGACAGCUACUGCCUUUAAUAGUCAAUCAAACAGUUCGAAAUCAAUUACUACCAAACGUGACAAAUGGAAAUUGAUCACAUAUCGUGUUCCACAUAAUGCAGCCGUUCAAAUCUAUGAUUACAAACUAAAGAAAGCUCGCAUUGUCUUCGGUCCAGAACUUGUCAUGCUUGAACCUGAUGAACAUUUUAGUCUGAUUUCUCUAAGUGGUGGCAUACCCAAAUGUCCUAAUCAAGUUAACUCCCUUUGUUUACUACUCGGUCCAAAUUUCUUUACUGAUAUCAUCGUCAUUGAGACGGCCGAUCAUGCUCGUCUUUCCCUUCAACUUGCUUAUAACUGGCACUUUGAAGUGAAAGACAUAAAUGAUAAGAGAGAAGCGGCUAAACUCUUUUCAGUGCCUGAUUUUGUCGGGGAUACAUGCAAAGCUAUUGCUUCACGUAUUCGUGGUGCUGUAGCUGGUACUCAAUUUGAUGAUUUCCAUAGGAACUCCGCUCACAUCAUUCGUGAAUCUGUAUUCGGUCUUGAUGCAAAUCAGUGUGUACGUGAUCAAAUUGUCUUUCCACAAAAUAAUCUUGUCAUUACAUCGAUCGACAUUCAAAGUGUUGAACCUGUCGAUCAACGUACGCGUGAUGCGCUACACAAGAGUGUGCAACUGGCCAUUGAGAUAACGACGAAUUCACAAGAAGCUGCUGCUAAACAUGAAGCUUCACGUCGCGAACAAGAAGCUAGAGGUUUUUUAGAACGACAACGUAUCAAAAAUGAAGCUGAAGCCGAACAGAUUCGACAACUACUACUCGAAUCACAAGCUCUAUCGGCGGCAAUCGAAUUAACUGGUCAAACCAAAGCAGAAGCUAUAAGUCGUGCUGAAUCGAAGCGUAUUGAAGGCGAAACAGCCGUUUACCAAGCGCGUCGUAAAGCUGAAGCAACCAAAAUCGAAGCUGAAGCUGAAUUGGCCCGUUUAAAAUUAGUACGUGAAGCUGAAAUCAAGUUUUUACGCGAACAAAACGAACUAGAAAUUAAGAAAAAAGCCGAGUUGUCUCGAAUUGAAACUGAAAAAUUCAAAUUACAAGUCGAAUCAAUCGGUACUUCGACUAUUCAAAGUAUUGCUACAUCAGGUCCCGAAACUCAAGUCAAACUUUUGCAAGCACUCGGAAUACAAUCGAUGCUCGUCACCGAUGGCAAAAAUCCGAUCAAUCUCAUGGACUUUGGACAAGGUCUACUCGGGAGUUUAACAGCUCGUCAUGUAAUCAACUAA